Molecule: messenger RNA, 1851 nt
Organism: Emericellopsis atlantica
Lineage: Eukaryota; Fungi; Ascomycota; Sordariomycetes; Hypocreales; Bionectriaceae
Product: tRNA pseudouridine synthase
Exons: 3
Coding region: 71-1801 (576 amino acids)
Biological process (GO): mRNA pseudouridine synthesis; tRNA pseudouridine synthesis
Cellular component (GO): nucleus
Molecular function (GO): RNA binding; pseudouridine synthase activity
Source: RefSeq, a predicted model, not a curated record
CCAUCUCCAAUCCUCACGACCCCAAAUCUUCACCGUGCUGCUGCCCCUUCGCCAAUUGAGCGAUGCAACCAUGGCAGACACUCCGAACCCUCCUACCACAAGCGAUGCCAAGCGCAAGGAGCCGUCUGACGGCAACGGCGGCGAGAGGACUGUGUGGAAGAACCCCCGUCAGAGCGGCCACAAGCGCAGUCGCAUGGGCAAGAACAAGAACCUGGGACGCGCAGAGUAUGACAACAGUACGCGCAGUCGCAAGGACUACCACGAUCGCAAACGCAUAAAGACCACCAAGGAUGGCGAAACGUUCGAGGAGGCCCCCAAGCCGAACCCCUUCUUCACCGAGGAAGAGAUUGCCGCCGAGUCGAAACGGCCCAAGAGGAAGGUCGCCGUCAUGGUGGGAUACUCUGGGUCCGGGUACAAGGGCAUGCAGAUCAAUGGCGACGAGCCGACCAUUGAGCGCGAUCUGUUCCGCGCAUUCAUUCGCGCCGGGGCCAUCUCCAAGGCCAAUGCCAACGACCCACGGAAAUCAAGCCUUGUGCGCUGCGCCAGAACGGACAAGGGCGUCCACGCAGCGGGCAACGUGAUCUCCCUCAAGCUCAUUGUGGAGGACGACGACAUCAAGGAGAAGAUCAACUCGCAUCUUCCCGACCAGAUUCGCGUGUGGGGCAUCCAGAGGACGAACAAUGCAUUCAGCUGUUAUCAGGGCUGCGACUCGAGAUGGUAUGAGUACUUGCUGCCCAGCUCGUGUUUGCUGCCGCCGCACCCCAAUACAUGGCUGGCCAAGGAGAUUGCACGGUACGCCCAGGAGCAGGGCUACGAGGAGACUCUGGCCCAACUGAACGCAGACGUUGCAAGCUUCUGGAGUGAUACCGAGGCCAACAACAUCAAGCCGGUUCUUGACAGCUUGGACCCCCAGCUGAGGGCACAGGUCUUGGAACAUCUCCACAUUGACGAUGCGCUGGUCGAGAGCGACAACGAAAAGGCCGAGAAGCACGAUGAAGAGGUCAAGGACAAGAAGCUCGAGCCACAGACAGGUAUUGCUCUGCAGACCUUCUCCCCCAAGAAGAGGCAGCUCGGACCUUUGGACUUUGCCCUCAAGGACGUCAAGGCUGGCUACGUUGCAGCCAAGAGGCGGUACCGCGUCUCACAGGAGCGCAUGCAGCGUCUGCAGGACAUCCUGCACAAGUAUGUCGGUACGCACAUCUUCCACAACUACACCGUCCAGAAGAAUGCGCAGGAUCCCAGCGCCAGGCGGCACAUCAAGUCCUUUGAGCUCAACCCGAAGCCCAUCAUCAUUGGGGACACUGAGUGGCUGAGCCUCAAGGUCCAUGGGCAGUCCUUUAUGAUGCACCAGAUUCGCAAAAUGGUCGGCCUGGCCACUCUCAUGGUUCGCUGCGGCACCCCGCUCGAGCGUGUGGAGGAGAGCUACAAGGCACAGAAGAUGGCGAUCCCCAAGGCUCCUGGUCUGGGCUUGCUGCUCGAGCGCCCGGUGUUUGAGGGAUACAACCGCAAAGCUCUUGAGAUUGAGCGUGAGACGAUUGAUUUUGGCAAGUACGAAGAGGAGCUGCUCGCGUUCAAGGAGAAGCAUAUCUACCAGCGCAUCUUUGAGACAGAGGAACAGGAGAACUUGUUUCAUGCGUUCUACAAUCAAAUCGAUCAGUUCAAGGCGAACCACUUCCUGUGGCUGACCGCUGGCGGUCUUGAUGUGGCCAAGCUAGAUGGCGUCGCGCAAGCCGACGUGGACAAGCAGCUAGAAGGCGAUGGCGAGGACGAGGACGAGGACCCGGAGAACGGUGAGGGUUAGACAUUAUAUAUCAAUCAGACCAUAGAAUUCAAGUAUUUCUCCCAAAGGUC